Messenger RNA from Pelobates cultripes (western spadefoot toad), 156 nucleotides. The record is from the annotation of a GenBank genome assembly. Lineage: Eukaryota; Metazoa; Chordata; Amphibia; Anura; Pelobatidae.
GCACUGGGAUUGCCCAUCAACCCACGAGGAGCUUCUCCAGAGGCAAAAAAUAAAGAAUUGGUCCGUGAAAUUAGGAACAACAACGCGAUUACACAACCGCAACAGACCAUACCCAAGAAACUGCACCCACCAGCAAGAAGCCGUGACUUGACGUGA